AUGGAAGGAAUAAUUGAAAGUAGCAGGUGAUGGAAAUGCACAUCUUUAGACAAAAUACUUGAUUCUGCAGAUAGAAUGGCUGAUCUAACAGGGCUUCAACUUGCAGAAAUAAAUACUCAAUCAGGGAUUAGGCCUACCAAUAUCAGUCAGUUUUUGGAAGAAAAUAAUAAAUUAAUCCUAUAAUUCCUCAAAGUGGUUUCCUUGAUAGAUAUUAAGUGCCAGUUGUUUUAAACCAAUAUUAUGGUACUCUUCUUAGUCCUGAGACAAAGUAUCGAACAGAAUCUGAUGAGGAAGAAUCCGAGAUUUUUGGUGUAACAUUAAUACCUCGAAUUCAAUAGAAAACUCGUCAAAUCAUUGAUAAAGUGAGUAUAAGAGAAGAUUCAAGAGAGUCUACAGAAACUCGUCCCUGCAAAUGGUGUAUUUUGGUGGCAGAAUAUGCUGUUUCAAACCUAGAAUUGCAAAGAUUACAGAUGAAUUCAUCAUGAUGUAUUAGUUUGAAAUUGGAGCAAAGAAGCCAUUGUUUUGAUACAUGGUUACAUGGCCAGUGCACUCCAUAUGUUCAGAAAAUUCUAACUUCUUGAAUCUGAUCAUCACCUUUAUGCCAUUGAUUUACUUAGAAGUGAGCUUUCUUCAAGACCAGUUUUUUUGUCUAAGAAUUAUGAUGAAGCUGAACCCUUCUAUACUGAAUCAUG
Messenger RNA from Moneuplotes crassus, 692 nucleotides. The record is from the annotation of a GenBank genome assembly. NCBI's taxonomy places the organism in Eukaryota, Ciliophora, Spirotrichea, Euplotida, Euplotidae.